Messenger RNA from Podospora pseudopauciseta, 1435 nucleotides. RefSeq names its product snoRNA-binding rRNA-processing protein imp4 (gene IMP4). Gene Ontology annotation, cellular component: small-subunit processome; Mpp10 complex; nucleolus. Gene Ontology annotation, molecular function: snoRNA binding; rRNA primary transcript binding. The record is from RefSeq and is a predicted model, not a curated record. Lineage: Eukaryota; Fungi; Ascomycota; Sordariomycetes; Sordariales; Podosporaceae. Bases 183 to 1073 code for a protein of 296 amino acids. The transcript has 5 exons. Gene Ontology annotation, biological process: rRNA processing.
UGCAGGGGAAUUAUUUUCUGCAGCGCUGUGGUAACCUUCAAAAAGCCAUUUCGAGAACCCUUUUGGCCAUUCAGCAAGCAAACUACGCCAAAAUUUACAGAUCCCGAAACUCUGAAAGCGAUAUCUCUCAGCGCGCCGUUCGCCAUCCUGCAGAUUAAAGCGUCACACCAACAACAUUCACAAUGAUUCGCAAACAAGCCAGGCAAAGGCGAGACUAUCUCUACCGAAAAGCAGUUCUUCUGCGCGAUGCCGAAGUUUCAGAGAAGAGGGCGAAGCUGAGAGCUGCCUUGGCUUCGGGCAAGCCGCUGGAUCCAGAACUCGCCAAAGAUACCCAACUUCGCAAAGACUACGACUACGAUGCGUCGCGCGACGUCGCCGAGGAUGAUUCUCUCGAUAUCGAUGAUGAAUACUCCGAGCUUUCAGGUGUCGUUGACCCUCGCAUUCUUGUGACUACUUCUCGAGACCCCAGCUCGAGACUCAUGUCUUUCAGCAAGGAAAUGCGAUUACUAUUUCCCACGGGCAUCAGACUGAAUCGUGGUAAUUUGGUGCUGCCAGAACUGGUCCGCUCAGCGCAAGCCGAGAAGCUCAGUGAUGUGAUUUUGCUGCACGAACAUCGUGGUACACCCACGGCCAUGACCAUCAGCCAUUUCCCCCACGGCCCGACAUUGAUGGCUUCCCUUCACAAUGUUGUACUCAGAGCCGAUAUCCCAAGGUCGAUCAAGGGAACGGUAUCAGAAUCCUACCCGCACCUCAUUUUCGAAGGCUUUACAACAAAACUGGGUCUGAGAAUUGUCAAGAUCCUGAAGCAUUUGUUCCCGCCACGAGACGUUACUGCCAGCAAAGCCGCAGGCAACAGAGUUAUUACUUUCGUGAACCAAGAUGACUGCAUCGAGGUCCGUCAUCACGUGUAUGUGAGGACAAGUUACGACUCAGUCGAACUUUCCGAGGUUGGCCCACGGUUCACUAUGCGACCAUUCUCCAUCACCAUGGGAACACUCGAGAACAAGGAUGCUGAUAGUGAAUGGCACCUAAGCCAGUAUACUCGCACCAGCAGGAAGAAGAACUACUUCUGAGCGGCAUAGGGUUACUUUUGGCCUGGUUUUUAAGUGAAGGGACAGUGAAAGGUGAUCAACCACCCGUAUGAAGAAACGCGGUCAGGCCAGCUAGAGGACAUCUGGCAAACCACGAAGAGCUGCGUCGACAAGUCGGCGCUUGGGUGGGAGGGGGAUAUCCCUCUAUGGCGAGACACGGGCUCAGCGCAAUACGGAAACCCCAGAUGUUGGUGGACGUUGCAGAAUCGGUGCAAAGAAGUGGGUGGGAUGCAGGAGUCAUGGCGACAGGGCGUUUAAUGGAAGGGAAAAAUCGGGUUGCUUAUAUAAUCGAGGGGUUUAAGGGCAAUGUACCGGGGGCGAUCCAGCACAUACAAGGCUCGGUU